GGUAUCUUUGGUGACCAGAGCGCGUCACCGGUUCCAGAAUGUUCUUCCGGAGGAAGUGCGAUCGUUUCGGAGGGCGGGAGCAGAGCAUGUCGCCGGCGGCGGGCGGCUCUGUCAGCAGCGGGUAACAGCGGCCCGCUGUCGGUUUCUGUUCACAAUGCUGGAGGAUAGUGAAUUCUUUAGUUCGCCUCCAAGGAAAACAGUCCGUUUUGGGGGAACUGUUGCAGAAACCCUAAAGAAAUAUAAACAGGGAGAUACUACAGAUUAUGAUUUGCUCAUGAUUCAGCUGGUUGAUCCAGAAAUCAAGGAUGCUCAAAUAAUCAAUUGGCUUCAGGAAUUCCGUGCCUGUGUCGCACAGUUGACAAAAGAUUUUGAGUAUCUUGUUAGCAAAAUACUGAAGCUGCCUUGGUUAUGUAGAAGCCUGUUGGUGGUCGAGGAAUACUUGGCCUUUUUAAGCAACUUAGUGUCAGCACAGACAGUCUACCUGCGGUCUUGCCUUAGUAUGAUCGUCUCCAAUUUUGUACCAGGGAGAAUUGUUAUCCAAGAAAAUGGUGUGGAUAUCUCAGACUCUGAGGAUGAAGAUGAAAAGCUUCCACAAAAUUUUGACAUCUGUCAUCGAGCUUUACAGACAAUAGCAAAAUAUGUUCCCUCAACACCACAAUUUUUGAUGCCAAUACUGGCUGAAAAAUUUCCAUUUGUUAAUAAAUCAGCCAGAACCUUGGAAUGUUACGUGCACAAUUUGCUAAGGAUCACAGUAUAUUUCCCGGUAUUGCGCUUGGAAAUUUUGGAACUGGUCAUCGAAAAAUUCCUAAAGCUAGAUGUGAAUGCUUCGCAUAAUGAUAUUGAAGAUGCAGAAGAGACGGCCGCUAAUAGUGCGUUGUCUUCAUGCGCAGAGGAAGGUCUCUUUGAUAUGGAUGAAGACGAGAAAGCUCAGUUGAUCCAGCCAAAUAGUGACAUGAUGGCUCAUCCAGUGGCUGAACGAUUGGACAUUCUGAUGUGUGUUUUGCUGUCUUACAUAAAGGAUGUUUGCUAUGUUAAUGGUGAGUUGAUGGUAACCCGGACAAAAGACUUGUACCGUGACUUGUUAGUGGUGUUUGAUAAACUGGUUCUACCCACUCAUGCUUCUUGUCAUGUUCAAUUUUUCAUGUUCUAUCUCUGCAGUUUUAAAUUGGGACUGGCAGAGAGUUUCCUAGAACGUCUUUGGAAGAUGCUUCAGAAUCCAAAUAGCCCAGCAGUAAUAAGACAAGCAGCUGCAGGUUACAUCGGAAGUUUUCUGGCCAGAGCAACGUAUAUCCCUCUGAUCACUGUGAAGGCUUGUUUGGAUCUGCUGGUCCCCUGGUUACACCACUACAUUGACAGCCAAGAUGCUGGAACUAAAGGUUAUUGUGAUGUGGUUCUCCAUGCGUCGUUCUAUUCUGUUUGCCAAGCUGUGUUUUAUAUCUUCAUAUUCCAUUGCAAGCAGUUAUUGGAUGGGAAUCUAAAAAAAGGUUUGGCAUACUUGCAGAAUCUAAAUUUUGAACGCAUGGUAAUGUGCCAGCUGAACCCACUAAAAGUCUGUUUACCUUCUGUUGUCAACUUGUUUGCUGCUAUUACUAGGAAGUAUCAAUUAGCCUUCUGUUACACAAUUAUUGAAAGAAACAAUCGACAGCUUAUUCCAGUUGUUAGGAGCAGUGCUGGAGGUGACUCGGUGCAAGUUUGCACAAAUCCACUGGAUUGCUUCUUUCCCUUUGAUCCUUACAUUCUUAAAAGAUCUAAGAAAAUCUUUGAAGGUGUUUAUCGGGUCUGGGAGGAUUUGAGCCUCCAGGAUAUUCAGGUUCCACAGAAAGUCACGAAGCAGGCUACAGCUGAAGAUGAUGAGGAUGAUUUCUUAAAAGGAGAAUCAUUGCACAGUGAAACAUUUGGGAACAUGCCAAGUUCAUUUGAGUCCAAUGUGCAAAGUCCGAGCAGCGGUUCCCCUGUAACCUUUCCAAUGCAUCAGUUUUGAAAAAUUAUAAACAAGACAAAUGUACAAAUUUUCAGACAUGGAUUCAAAGAAACAAAAUAUAGAAGUAUCUACAUGCAAGACUUUGUUUCCUACAGAAAUUGACUUUUGUGUAGGCUAUUUCAUUUCAACUUCUAAAGCAACUGAAUUCAUCAAUUUGGUAUAUUUUUUUGUAUAUUUGUGUACAUAGUGAUUUGUAAAAUUAUAUUUACUGUUUUAAAACUAUUUUAUCAAUUGUUUAUUUUAAAUUAUCUUUGGUUCAAGACUUAUUUGAUUCUCCGUUUUGGAGAUUCAAAUGUAUUUUCUUUCCGGAAUAGGAAAGUUCAGGAAUGUAUGUAGAACCAAUUAUUGCAAUUUCCAAAUAGAGGUGGUUAUUGCAAUCCCAAUUAAUAAUCAUCAUUAGAAUAAAUGAUCAAUCUUUGAAAUUCUUUUCAUGGUUGUAUGUGGGAAGAGUGGGGAGAUUUGAUGCAGGCAAUCAAAAUCAAACUUUGUUUGGUUGCUGUUUUGUCUCCGCUAUUCAUGUACAGGAAUUUGCUACUUAAACAACUGAUUAAAAGUAUAACACUUCCGUAAAAGUGAAAGAUUUGAAUGCUGCAAAUCUGAGUAGGGACUAUAAAUGUGAAAUUGAAUAAAUUGAUCAGUAUUGAUAAAUAUUGCUUAACCUUGGAAUGAAACACCACCAGAUCCUGAUAUUCAGAUACUGUUCAUUCCAGAAUUCUCAGUUUUAAUUCCGUUUUCUCAGAUGCAUUGAGAAUUAUUUUUAGUUCAUAAUUCUGUACGAAUCGUAGCAGGGAAACUGGAACUAAAAGUAGACAAACAUUAUAGAAACAUAGAAAAAUUGGUGCAGUAGUAGGCCAUUCGCCCUUUGAGCCAGCACCGGCAUUCAUGGCUGAUCAUCUAAAAUCAGUACCCCGUUCCCCAUAUCCCUUAAUUCCUUUAGCCCUAAGAGCUAAAUCUAACUCUCUCUUGAAAAUAUCCAGAGAAUUGGCCUCCACUGUCAAGAGUCAAGAGUCAAUUUAAUUGUCAUUUGGACCCCUGGAGGUCCAAACGAAAUGCCGUUUCUGCAGCCAUACUUUACACACAAAUAGACCCCAGACAAACAUAAUUACAUUUUACAUAAACCUCCAUCACAUAGCUGUGAUGGAAGGCCAAAAAAACUUAUCUCUCCACUGCACUCUCCCCCCCCC
This is a messenger RNA of Leucoraja erinaceus (little skate), 3165 nucleotides long. RefSeq names its product RRN3 homolog, RNA polymerase I transcription factor (gene rrn3). Gene Ontology annotation, molecular function: RNA polymerase I core binding; RNA polymerase I general transcription initiation factor activity. The transcript has 18 exons. Gene Ontology annotation, biological process: transcription initiation at RNA polymerase I promoter. Bases 155 to 1981 code for a protein of 608 amino acids. The record is from RefSeq and is a predicted model, not a curated record. NCBI's taxonomy places the organism in Eukaryota, Metazoa, Chordata, Chondrichthyes, Rajiformes, Rajidae. Gene Ontology annotation, cellular component: nucleus.